Molecule: messenger RNA, 645 nt
Organism: Truncatella angustata
Lineage: Eukaryota; Fungi; Ascomycota; Sordariomycetes; Amphisphaeriales; Sporocadaceae
Exons: 1
Coding region: 255-467 (70 amino acids)
Source: RefSeq, a predicted model, not a curated record
UUGAUGUAGAAUUUGGGUCUAUUUGGUCUAUCUUGACUAUAUAUGCCAUACUAGCAUCUAUCUACCUCAAAAUAGUAUAAUAUCUGACCUCAAAGGUCAGAAAGUACCUUCGACAAAGCCGGACUUCAAGGCCUAAACCACAAAAAACCAAAGAUCCAUGGACCAUAUGAGCCUCAAACUAAAUCAAAAUACCUCAGACCCGAGUAUGUAAGACACAAAAAGUCGAACAACUCAAGCCGUAUAGGCAAUAGUCCAUGGAUCUUGGAUGGAAUCCAGACGUUAACCAACUCCAGCUCAAACCGAGCGACCAGACCAAAACCAGCCCUCUGAGUCUCUCAGGUCAGACAAACCAUGACCAAAGCAAGGAAUUGAGCAUGCCUGACCCGAGAAUUCAACAUGCAAAAAGUCACGCACAAAAAAUGCCUCAAAUCAAGUCGAAAAAGGAAGAAAAUCGACGAGCACAGUAGGACAUGGCAGAAUAAUCGGUUGCCUCGAGUUGUGAUUCGGGACCAAAAGUAGCAUGCUAGACACGGAAGGUCAAAUCAGUCAAAGAGUCGGGAGAGGGCGAGGGCGAGGGCGAGAAGGGGGGCUGGCGAAAUCAACCGGCUGCGAGAGACGCGUCGAGUGAUUUGGCGGCAAAACAAG